CGCGAGAGAGCGAGGAGAAGCAGGGGGGUGGUCUCCGUUGUUUGUUGAAGAUGUUCAUAGAGAAGUUCAAGGUGGACAGCCCCAACGUGAGGUAUGGCGAGGAGGCGAUCGAGGCGGUGUACCAUUACGAGACUACUGAGCUGGUGCACGAGAACCGGGAGGGGGACUACCAAUGGGUCGUCAAGCCCAAGACCGUCGGAUACAACUUCAAGACCGACACCCGCGUCCCCAAGCUCGGUGUGAUGCUCGUGGGAUGGGGCGGGAACAAUGGAUCCACCCUCACAGCCGGAGUAAUCGCCAACAAAGAGGGGAUCUCUUGGGCGACCAAGGACAAGGUGCAGCAAGCUAACUAUUUUGGAUCCCUGACCCAGGCCUCCACCAUCAGGGUUGGCUCCUUCAAUGGGGAGGAGAUCUAUGCCCCCUUCAAGAGCCUGCUUCCUAUGGUUGAUCCGGAUAAUAUAGUGUUUGGGGGAUGGGAUAUCAGCGACAUGAACCUGGCAGAUGCCAUGGCCAGGGCCAAGGUCCUGGACCUAGACCUUCAGAAGCAGCUGAGGCCCUACAUGGAGUCCAUGGUCCCCUUGCCUGGGAUCUUCGACCCCGACUUCGUCGCCGCAAACCAGGGUGCUCGGGCCAACAAUGUGAUCAAAGGAACCAAGAAGGAGCUGGUCCAACAAAUUAUCAAGGAUAUAAGGGAGUUCAAGGAGAAGACAAAGGUGGAUAAGGUGGUUGUGCUAUGGACUGCUAACACAGAGCGGUACAGCAAUGUAGUUGUGGGGCUUAACGACACCGUGGAGAAUCUCAUGGCUUCCCUGGAGAAGAAUGAUGCCGAGAUAUCUCCAUCAACAUUGUAUGGGAUAGCUUGUGUUCUGGAAAAUAUGCCUUACAUCAACGGAAGCCCACAGAACACUUUCGUGCCUGGGCUCAUUGAUCUGGCUAUUCAAAGGAACAGUCUUAUAGGAGGAGAUGACUUCAAGAGUGGGCAGACCAAGAUGAAGUCUGUCUUGGUUGAUUUUCUGGUGGGAGCAGGAAUUAAGCCGGCCUCUAUUAUCAGCUACAAUCAUCUGGGAAACAAUGAUGGGAUGAAUCUCUCGGCGCCACAAACCUUCAGGUCCAAGGAGAUCUCAAAGAGCAAUGUUGUCGAUGACAUGGUCUCGAGUAAUGGCAUCCUCUAUGAGACUGGGGAGCACCCUGACCAUGUUAUUGUCAUCAAGUAUGUACCAUAUGUCGGGGACAGCAAGAGGGCAAUGGAUGAAUACACAUCAGAGAUAUUCAUGGGCGGCAGGAGUACCAUCGUUCUUCACAACACUUGCGAGGACUCCUUGUUGGCUGCACCCAUCAUAUUGGACUUAGUGUUGCUGGCUGAGCUGAGCACUAGAAUCCAACUUAAAGCUGAGGGAGAGGACAAAUUCCACUCUUUUCACCCGGUGUCCGCAAUUCUGAGUUACCUCACCAAGGCUCCACUUGUUCCUCCAGUUACACCAGUGGUGAAUGCCCUCUCCAAGCAGAGGGCCAUGCUGGAGAACAUACUCAGGGCUUGUGUUGGCCUGGCCCCGGAGAACAACAUGAACCUUGAAUACAAGUGAGAUGAGCAAAGAGAGAAGGAUGGUGGAACGUUAAAGUUCAGAGAUGGGUUUGUUUAUCUUGUUCUUUGGUUAGUGUUGGCCCUCUUCACCCGUUCCACUUGUGGUGCAAGCGUUCCUCCCGAAUGAUAAAAGCCUAGCAAGGGAGGGAGGUAUAGUCUCUAAAGUAUUUCCAGUCUCGAGUGUGCUGAUGAGAUCCUAAUGCUAAGCUGAGUGGUUUAUUGUCUCCUAGGAGGUACUGCUCUGGUGUAUUGUGUUGUUGAGAAAUUCCAGUAGCCAGUUCAAUUUUAUUCUAUA
This is a messenger RNA of Musa acuminata subsp. malaccensis (wild Malaysian banana), 1877 nucleotides long. RefSeq names its product inositol-3-phosphate synthase. Gene Ontology annotation, biological process: inositol biosynthetic process; phospholipid biosynthetic process. Lineage: Eukaryota; Viridiplantae; Streptophyta; Magnoliopsida; Zingiberales; Musaceae. Gene Ontology annotation, molecular function: inositol-3-phosphate synthase activity. The record is from RefSeq and is a predicted model, not a curated record. Gene Ontology annotation, cellular component: cytoplasm.